Molecule: messenger RNA, 6438 nt
Organism: Cinara cedri
Lineage: Eukaryota; Metazoa; Arthropoda; Insecta; Hemiptera; Aphididae
Source: the annotation of a GenBank genome assembly
AUUCAUAGUUCAUAUUUAAAAUACAACACAUUGAAAGAAAAAUAAUUAUUUCUGACAAGUAACAACUAUUUAUCAACGCUGUUCAUUUAAAAUAGUAUUUAUCUAUUUUUUGAAGAAUUACAAUAAUAAAGAAAUUGUAGUAUACCUCAUUCAAAUUUUAAUUUCUGAAUGGAUAAAUUUCACAACACUAAGAGUUUUGCGUCUUCAAGUAAAAAGAGUUCUAAUGAAAAAGUAAGGCUUAACAUUAUUAAAGCAUAUUGGUUUUAUGUUAUAUUUUUAAUAUACAAUUAUUAUAGGGUUGCCAUACGUACCGGAAAACAAGAACUAUCUGGUUUUUGACUUAAUGUACUGGUAUCCCGAAAAAAAAUGUUGGUAUGCUAAUAUGGCCCGGUUUUAAGAAAAAUUAACAUUAUUUAAUUUCGAAUAGUACGUAACUGUAAUCGAGAGAUAGCGAUACAAUUUUUUUCAAAUAUGGGAUAAAACAAUGAUGACAAUACCUUUUAUAGUAUCUAAAUACUUACCUGUUAGUUAUUAUUUGUACGUUUUAUAACAGUUUUUUUGAUGAUUAAAAUAAAAAAUAUAAAUGUGUUCUUUUUAUAAUAGAUUUGUAAUCUACAAAAAAAUAAGUACAAUUUUUGUUGUAUUGUUUUAGUUUAUUGAAUAAUAGGUUAUUUUUUUUAAAUACAUAUAGAUUAUAGGUUUAUAGACAUAGAUAUCUAUUCGUAAUAUAAUUUAAUUAUAUUUUUAGUCUAAUUUUAUUUACUACUUUUUCUAUUAGUUCCAGAUUUUCUUUAUAAAAUUAUGGCAACCCUAAAUUAUCAUGUAUUUAGUAACUGUUCAUUUUGAUGUUAGGUUCAAUAAUAACUUAUCAAUUAGCAAUUAUAUUAUAAUUUGUUAAUGAUUAUUAGAAAAAAAAAUACAUAUAUUUUCUAUUUUAAUUAUUUUGUUUUUAGAAUAUUGAUGCAGAUUCUAUGAUUAAAAACAUAAUUGCUCAACAAGACACAUUUUUUGUUAAUAAUGAACACCAGUUUUAUUCGGUAAUAAUAAUUUAAAUUUACAUUUAAUAUAAUAAGGUUAGAAUUUCUCUUCUUUUUAUUUUAAUACUAAAUAAAAAUUCAUUUUUUUUUUUAAAUUUAAACAUCAUGGUUUACUGAUAGAAAAUGUAUAAAUUUAUACUGAAUUUUUUUUGCGAAAAUCAUAUAAGAAGUUAUGGUAUAAAAAAUUAAAAACUUCAAAUUUUCUAAAAAAUUGUUUUUGAAAGAUGUGUUUUUUGACGCUGAAUAUAAUGGCACAUCAUAGUUUUUUAGUUUAUAAAUAAUUUAGAAGUAAUAGAGAUAUAAAGUUUGCUGUUAUGAUUUUACAAGUUUGAUGAGUUUUAAAUUAUUUUUUCCAGUUAUCUAUCCAACUUGGUUUUGUACAACAAAUUGAAGGUUAUUGUCAUUUAAAAUAGUCUAAGUAAAUUUUUCACAGUAACUUCUUUAAUAUUGCUUGUCUAAAAUUAGAUUGGCACCUACAUUUUAAUGGACAAUAGGUUCUUUCUAAUUAUAAUUCAAACAUUUUUUUAAUGUUAAAGUUAUAACAUAAGUAUUAAUUUAAAAAUAUAAAAAGAGGAAUCAAUCUUAGCUUGAGGUGAUAUCUUGAAAGAAAUGAUAAUUUAUUUAUAUUUUUGUAGUAUUUAUCUAUAUAUUUUGAACAUAUUUUAGAAUUUACCCAAAUGGAUGAUACCAAAAUCAGGUUUUGUUCACCCAUUAUAUGAGCAGAUUUGGCAAUAUGUGAAAUCUGAUAAACGUGAUAGAACAUGUGAUACUAAUUUAGUUUCACAAUUAUUGAUGACUAGUGGUCUACCAGUUGAUGUUCUUGGCGGACUGUGGUCCAUGGCUAAUAUUGGCGUGGAAGGAUCAUUAUCUCAACAGGAACUAUAUAUUAUUUUGGCUUUGAUUACACUAGUUCAGGUAAUACAUAUAAGUAAACAAUGGAAGUAUACAUUAUAUAAUUUCUUUAAAAUAAUAGUAUUGUAUUUAACCUUUAAAUAUAUUAUUUUUUGUAAAAUAUUAAUUUAAAAUAAAUUUAAUAGGUAACUAGAUAACUUAAAUGUAUUUUAAAAUUAUUUUUUAGAAUGGAUAUUCAGUAUCGAAUGUAUCAUUGCUUCAACAUAUUCAUAAACCAAUAAUUCCUCAAUUAAAUUAUACUCUUAUUGAGAAAAAAAAUUAUGCUUCGUCGGUAAAAUCAAGUAUUGAACAUAAACAACAAAUAACAAAUAAAUCAAAUACAAGUAGUACAGUAUCAAAAAAUAUUAUGCUAGAACAAAAUAUUUAUACCAAAAACUUUCAACAACCAAAUUUGAAUAUGAUUCCAUCCGAAGAUUAUGAUCCUUUAGCAGUAACAUUUAUAGAACCAAAAAACCAAAUGUCUAGAAUAAUAUCUCCAUUAAAUCCUGAACCAAAAUCUUUAGACUUAUCACCAGUUAAUGACAAUUUUGAAGCAUUUGACGACGAGUUUUCUGAUUUCCAAAGUGCUCAGUUUACAAACAAUGAUGGUCUCAAUAAACGUGAAUUAACAGACUUCUCAUCAGCUUUUGAUGCAUUAUCUUUUAAACAAAGUUCUACCAAUAUUAUUGAAAAAGAUGAUCAAACAUUUAAUGCUAUCUCUUCAAAAAACGUUCCUUCAAAUUUGUUUGAUAGUCAACCAAAUUUGAUUAGUUAUCAAAAUGAAAUUCAAGAUAAAUAUGAAGUAUUUCGUACUUUAGCAGCAGAAGCUGUUGAUAUUGAUUGUUUAAUAAAUGAAAAUACUAAUAAUGAUUUAUUGAACACAACAUCCAUAGAAAGUAAUAAACAGAAUCUUCAAAACUAUGAUGUUUAUGAUGAUGAAUUCGGAGAUUUCUUAUGUGUUGGGAAAGUUUCAAAUAAUAAGCCUGAAAUUGAAGUUGAUUGGAAAAAUGUUCAAGUAUAUUUCAUUUAUUAUUUAAAAUAUUAUAAUACAUAUUUUUUUUAAAUACAUAAAUACCAUUGUAAUACAUUUUUAUCUAAUAAUGUCAAAAUAUUAAUAUUUUAGGUUCCAUAUCUAUUUUAAAUUAUUAUAUUUUUCUAUUAGACAUUUUUUGAAGUUUUAUAUUUUUGUAGGUGCAAUGCAUAAAUAAGUGUUUAGAAUUCUUACGAGAAGGUUUUAUUACAUUUUCAAGUAUAUCUGAUGAAAAAGUACUCGCGGAAGUUAUAAAUCAUGAUAAAGGAAUAAAAUAUUUAACACGUAUGUAUAAUAUAGGUACUCUCUACUUUAAGUAUCAAAUGAACCAGUAAAUUAUUUGAAUAUAAAUGUUUUAGAACUAAAUUUGAUUAGUCAAAUUUGCAAACGAAUACUUAAACAUUGUUAUUCUACAUCAUUAGAAGAUAAUCUAACUGAUGUAAUGUCUAAAUUGGAAAUAUAUUUGAAUAAUUUAAACAAUGAAUCGACUAAUAAUUCAGAGGUAAAUUUAAUAUCAAAUCAUAUUUCAUAAUAUAACAUAUAUUUCUUUAAAUACCUUUAAUGAAAAAAAAAAUGUUUAGGAUUUAGAUUCAGCCAGUGAAAUCAUACCAUGUUACUUAUGCAAAUGUAAUUGCGGUACAGACUCCAUUGAAUAUAUGCUUAACUAUUAUCACUCAUCUUGUAUAAAUUUAUUGAUUAAUUUUGUACAAACUUCUCAACUUUCUGUUAAGUAAUAAUUUUUGUAAUUCACCAUAUUCCAUAAUAUUAAAUAUAAUUUUGUAUGAAAUACAUUACAUGUAUACAAAUUAAAUGUGAAGACAAUUAUACAGUGUAUAAUUCAGAAGAUGGAAUGUCAAUAUAUAACAUGCACAAUUUUCCAAUAGUUUGAAAUUUUUAAAUUAAAAAUUAUUCGAUAGAAUUUUUCUUAUUGAAUAUGUCCAAUAUAUUUUAAUUAUUUUAAUUUAUAACAUGUCACAUUAUUUAUUCAAGCCACAUAUGUAGACAUUUUUAAGUUUCAAUUACAAGUUCAGAUCUUAAUUUUAAUAAUAAUAAUAAUUUUGUUUAAUAUGUUUGUAUAGAAUGUACUAAUUAUGUAAUUAAUUUCUUAAUUUUUUUUUUAACCAUAAUUAUCAAACUAAAAAAAACCGACUUAAUGGGGUAGGUGGAGAAAGAAGUACACUUAUUGAAGAAAUCAAUACUUAUAAUUAUAAAUUUCACACAAAACACAAAUGUAUAAUAACAAUGAAAAAUGAAUGGUAAACAAUAAGUACUAUGAACUAAGUUAUAUAUUGACUAAUUAAUUAGUUAUUAAAAAUUAUAGUACUUAAAAUACAAAAUGUUAUUUUAUAAAUUGAUAAUUAAAAAUAAAGUAUUAAAUUAAAAUUGCACAUAAAACUAAAAAUGGUUUAUAUUAAUGUGAGGUAAAUUUGGAAUUGAUGAAUAUAAUUGCUACAUUCAGUGGGUUUGGUUUUAGCAUUUCCAAAACUUUAUCCAUAGGGUAUUGUACUUGAAAUACAUUCUAAAUAUAGAAAAUAAAUAAUUAAGUAUAUUUCUUUUCUCCCCUAAGGGGAAGUGAAAACCAGAAAUCUUAUAAAUACACCACUGGUAAGCUAGGCAAUAUUAAUACUUAUACAUUAUUAAUGCAAUACAUUUCCAGAAAUCAGUCAGAAUGAAUAGUUAAAUAAUAGAUAAAUUUAUUUUUCUUCUUCAUCUUCAGAUUUGUCAUCUGUAGCUUCUUCAUCUUUUUUGAAUAGCAAUGGAAACAUGCCCAAAAAGCAACCUAGAGUUACUCCAAGUGUUCUUCCCUAACAAUAAAUGAAAUUAAUAUGCAAUUACCAAUUAUCACCAAAGUUAUUGAAAAUGAUAAGUCUUUGCAAAAAAAAAAAAAAAAAAAAAAGUAAAAUAUAACAGAUUGAAAAAUCUGAAUACUUUAUUAAUUAAUGCUAAAAUUUGAAUUUUUAAAGAAUAUUUUAAUGAAAAUUUAUUAACGAUGGUGUAUGCAUGUACAAAUUAUAUUCAAUUUCUAUGAAAUUAAAAAUAAAUUGCAUGUAUGAGAUAAAGUCUAUUAAGAGAACACACAUUUAUUUGUUGUCACCAUUUUAUAAAUGCACAACAUGGCAUAUUUGCGUUUAGGAGAACCACUCUUUGGCUUUUUAAGAUAUUUUAAUUUUUAAACAAAAUGUUGUAUAUUUAUACAAUAAUAUUUCUCACAAUCAUAUCUUGUUUUUAAAAUAAGUAAAUUCACUGUAAUAUUAUUAUAAUUUGAUAUUUUGAUUUAAUGAAUCUUACUAAAUUAGCAGCUCGUCUACUACAAUUCAUAUCCAACUGUACAGGUGUUAGAUUAGGAGGUUUUAAGCCAAGUUUGAUAACCAUUUGUUCAACAUAAUAUGAAGAACCAAUUCCAAGAAUGUCUGAGAAAGUAUUACCAAUGGCAGCUGCGGCCAUCGUUGAUAUUGUAAUUACGGCACCAACUGUUCUUUCUAUUGAUUCACCCUGAAUUUAUUUACAUAUAUAAAUAUUAUGUACAAUUUGCUACACAAUGUUAACAAAUAAAAAUAGAAAAAUAUACAUACACAUAUUAGCAUCACAGAAUUGUCCAAAAAUCCAAACAUUAUGAAAGGAAUAGCAUUUUGUAAUCCCACUAAUGAACAAAUAUUUUUUUGAAAAACUACUCAUUUAAAACAUAUAGGUACUUAUUGCAUACCUCUAAAUAACUGGGCUCUAGUUGGUUCAGGUACAGUUUCCACUAAAUUAAAAUAGUAAACAGAAUUUAAAUUUUACAAUAGAAUUUACGAAAAUAUGAGAAGUUAGGUAGGUACUUAAGAAAUUCAAUUGUUAUUAUGAAUUAUAUAAUAAAUUGUCUUACCAUUAAUUUCUUCUAUACACGGAAGGAUAAUAACAGAAAUAUUAAAUUUUAAAAUGUUAUUAAUUUGUUUAAUUUAUACUAAUUAGUUAUUAAUAAAUUCAGUAUAAUAUAGUAUAUACUAUUUCAUAGCUUUUUCAGAAUGAUUCACUAAGUGUAUUCACCCCAUAAUUAUUAUUUUUUGUCAAAUUUUACAUACAUGUAUUCAAAUUUUGAUUCUUAGAAUUUUUAAUACUUAAAGCUAAAAUUUUUGAAUACUUCAAUAGGUUUAUUUAAGGUAAUUUUCCAACUAUUUAUGACAUUUUUAAUACAAGUUCCCAUUUAGAAAAAUCUAAUCAUUUGGAAAUCUAGACUUUAACUACCUACACUUAAAAAAUCCAAAAAUCAGAAUUUGAAUAUAUUAUUCAAAAUUUAACAGAAAAAAAUGGGGUGAGCAAGCUUAGUGAAUCAUUCUGUAUAUUUAAUUUAAAUAGAUGUUGUAGGUACCAUAUUUUUUUAAUAUCCAUUCUUCAGGUAGUGGGCAGUAAGAGCCUGUUGGAUCUACAUCUCCUAGUUCAGGAACUUUGCUAGGACGUCCAAAUUUUGAACGCCAUCUAAAUCCUGCUAAUUGGCCUAAA